AUGGCUUAUUUUUCCAAAACUCUAACAAGUAGUUUCCGUAACUCUCUUCAACUUAGAAGUGGAUUCCUCUCUUCCCUUCCAAAACAUUGGGUACCAUCUUCCUUUUCAUCUUCUUCACCAUUAUCUCCCUUUUGUAGCUCUGCUGCUGCUGCCACCAUCUCUGAACAAGCUCCUCCAGCGAAAGAGAAAGAGAGUGGUUCAAGAUUGUCCAAAUGGUUACUUUUUAUACCUGGAGCUAUCAGUUUUGGCCUUGGAACUUGGCAGAUUUUUAGAAGGCAGGACAAGAUCAAAACGCUGGAAUAUAGACAGAGGAGAUUGGCAAUGGAACCUAUGAAGUUCAACAAUAUAUCUCCAUCCAGUGAACAAUUAGAUGCUUUAGAGUUCAGGAGAGUGGCAAGCAAAGGAGUUUUUGAUGAUAAAAGGUCAAUCUAUGUGGGACCACGUUCUAGAAGUAUUUCUGGAAUCACUGAAAAUGGCUACUAUGUCAUUACGCCUCUUAUGCCAAUCCCCCAAAACCCUGAGAGUGCCAAGGCUACCUUGAAGUUAUGUUGGGUUAUACUGUACACCAUUUCUGUGGUCAUUCUGCAUCGAGCAUUCAUUGAAACCAUGGAUAUCGUGCAGUCACCAAUUCUGGUCAAUAGAGGAUGGGUCCCCCGUAGUUGGAAAGACGAAUCUUUGGAAGUUUCACAAGAUGAUGAAGAGCAGUCAGAUAUAGCAGUGGCAUCUGCCCAAGGGAGUGAGAAAAGCUCUUGGUGGAGGUUUUGGUCCAAAAAGCCAAAAACCAUUGAGGAACGAACCCCUUCCAUCACUCCUGUAGAAGUUAUUGGAGUUGUUCGUGGGAGUGAAAAUCCCAGCAUUUUUGUUCCUGAAAAUGAUCCAAGCUCCUUCCAGUGGUUCUAUGUUGAUGUUCACGCAAUAGCCCGUGCUUGUGGGCUUCCUGAGAAUACCAUCUAUGUGGAAGACAUUAAUAAAAAUUUUAAUUCAGGCUGCCCUUACCCUGUACCAAAAGAUGUCAAUGACUUGAUUCGCAGUUCCGUCAUGCCACAGGACCAUCUCAAUUAUACACUGACUUGGCCUCAAGAUUUAGAAGGGACAGCCGAUGAGGCAUUGCCCUAUGGUCAAGAGAGGAUUAAAACAGAGAAAUUUCUAACUCGUGAAGAGACUAUGAGAGAAGAGAUUUUCAGUGACCAUGCCUAUUCGUGUAGCAUGAACUUUUUGAUCUCUCAAGGAGCAAUUUUCAGUGUAUCAAUAUCAUAG
Messenger RNA from Dovyalis caffra, 1257 nucleotides. Lineage: Eukaryota; Viridiplantae; Streptophyta; Magnoliopsida; Malpighiales; Salicaceae. The record is from the annotation of a GenBank genome assembly.